Vicia villosa (hairy vetch) is the source of this 1693-nucleotide messenger RNA. RefSeq names its product protein PHR1-LIKE 1-like. The coding region runs from base 200 to 1357 and encodes 385 amino acids. The record is from RefSeq and is a predicted model, not a curated record. The transcript has 8 exons. Gene Ontology annotation, molecular function: DNA binding; DNA-binding transcription factor activity. Lineage: Eukaryota; Viridiplantae; Streptophyta; Magnoliopsida; Fabales; Fabaceae.
CCUCCUUUUCCUAUACCUACGUCCUCUCGUUCCUCUUAUAAGCCAAACCUCAAUCCCCAAUUCAUAUUAUUAUUAUUAUUAUUAUAUUAUAUAUAUUCUUAUUUAAUUAAACCUUCUGCCGCACCUUCUCUUCUUCUUCAUUCUUCCAUGUCAAGGUCAUACGAAGUUGAUUGAUUGAUUCACUUGGAAGCCUAAAGCUAUGUCGUCGUCUUAUCCGUCGUCCUCGAUGCGAGCGACGUCGAUUAAUUCCAACAACAGGACUGCCGGACACAUGUUUUCGAACCCUGCUGAGCUACUUGAUAACAUCUCGUUUUCGCCUGCUUCGGAAAUGCAUUCUAUGCCGUUUCCUCAAGAAAGUGAUGCUGUUUCCUGGGGGACGGAGCUGUUUGACGAUAUGCUUCCGUUUUCGGAUAAUGUUCCCAUCCAGAAUGAUCAUGUGGGAUACAGUGGUGGUUCGGAUGUCUUGGGUGGGAAUGCUAAACCGACGGAGUUUAAGGAGUGGGUUGAUCAGUUGAUGUCGGUUGAUGAUGAUGAUUCUCUUAAUCCUAAUUGGAAUGAACUUCUCGGUGAUAAUAAUAUGGCAGAACCAUUAGCAAAGGAGAAUCAAUUUUCACUGCAGGAGGCUCAAGUUUCGCUGCAGCAGUAUGUAACAUCUAAUGAAGUUUCACUGCAGGAGAAUCAAGUUUUACCGCAGGAGAAUCAAGUUUCACUGCAGCAGUAUCUUCCUAAUUCUUCUGGAUCGACUACAUCACAAUCUAAGCCUAGAAUGCGUUGGACUCCCGAACUUCACGAGGCCUUUGUGGAAGCAGUCAAUCAGCUUGGUGGUAGUGAGAAGGCUACGCCAAAGGGUGUCUUGAACCUGAUGAAAGUUGAGGGCCUUACCAUUUAUCAUGUGAAAAGCCACCUGCAGAAAUAUAGAACUGCCAGAUACAAACCGGAAGCAUCAGAAGGAAUUCCAGAGAAGUUGACUUCGAUUGAAGAAAUGCCGCCUAUAGACUUAAAAACGCCUAAGGGCAUUACCGAAGCAUUGCGGUUACAGAUGGAACUCCAGAAGCGGCUUCAUGAACAACUUGAGAUUCAAAGAAAUCUACAGAUUCAAAUUGAGAACCAAGGCAAGCAUCUACAGAUGAUGUUUGAGCAACAGCUCAAGUCGAGCGAGCCUUCUGCUCCGUCAUCUAGCGCCGCACUACCUUCUCCAGUUGAAAAUUUAGAAAACUCAAAUGAGGGUCAUGAAAAGAUUGGAAUCAACUGUAGCACUCCAGACACAUGCGCGGAGCAAAAGGCAGAUGAUGCUAAAGUUACCGAUGAACUUGACCAGUUAUCCGCACCACCCACAAAACGAGCGAAGACUGACUAGUUGAGUAAAGAAGAAUAAAUUUAGACCUUGUGAAGGCAUCUAGUGUUUCUGCUUUUACAGAUAACAUACUGGAAUUUCCUUUUUGCUUUUGACCAUGACUUACUUGAUCAGUGAUUUGGUUUUGGUUUCACGGUAUCUAUUUCUUGUCCUUGAUUUAGUUUAGGGUAUAACUUGCAUUGGGAAACUUGACAGUAUCUAGAUAUUUGUUGUAUAUUAAUGGAAUGUUUAGACACUGGAGCACCUAGAAACAUUGUUGGCUCCCGAGAUGUUUCAACCAUAUUACUAGUGUUUAAUAAGUUAUGGGAGUUGCCAUUUGCAUUCCCUUUUUGCCCAUUA